Messenger RNA from Hypomesus transpacificus, 1018 nucleotides. RefSeq names its product crystallin, beta B1, like 1 (gene crybb1l1). The transcript is spliced from 6 exons. Bases 54 to 713 code for a protein of 219 amino acids. Gene Ontology annotation, molecular function: structural constituent of eye lens. Gene Ontology annotation, biological process: lens development in camera-type eye; visual perception. NCBI's taxonomy places the organism in Eukaryota, Metazoa, Chordata, Actinopteri, Osmeriformes, Osmeridae. The record is from RefSeq and is a predicted model, not a curated record.
ACACACUCUCUGAGUGAGGCUCUGCGCAGGUAUCACACACACACACAGUCAUAAUGUCCACUGGAGAUAAGACCAAGGCUGCUUCCCAGACUGACGGGAAGGCUGCCCAGAGCAAGAAGUCCGAGAUGGGAAUGAUGUCCUACAAGAUGCACGUGUUCGACCAGGAGAACUUCCAGGGUCGCAUGAUCGAGAUCACCAACGAGUGCAUGAACGUGUGCGAGAUGGGCAUGGACCGCGUGCGCUCCCUCCGUGUGGAGUGUGGACCCUUCGUGGGCUUUGAGCAGAUGAACUUCUGUGGAGAGAUGUACAUCCUGGAGAAGGGAGAGUACCCUCGCUGGGACUCCUGGAGCAAUUGCCAGAAGAACGACUACCUGCUGUCCUUCAGGCCUGUCAGGAUGGACCCUGAGAAGCACAAGAUCUGCCUGUUCGAGGUCGGACAGUUCAAGGGUCGCAAGAUGGAGAUCAUGGACGACGAUGUCCCCAGCCUGUUCUCCCACGGCUUCACCGACAGAGUGGGCAGCAUCAUGGUCAGCUGUGGAACCUGGGUCGGAUACCAGUAUCCCGGUUACCGUGGUAGCCAGUACCUGCUGGAGAAGGGCGAGUUCAGACACUUCAACGAGUACGGCGCCCGCUGCCCUCAGUUCCAGUCCGUGAGGCGCAUCCGCGACAUGCAGUGGCACCAGAACGGAUGUUACACCAUGGCCAGCAUGUGAGGUUCAGGGCGGGCGAGAAAGAGAAAGAGCGGAGGCGAGGGUGAGGGGCGGAAGAAGAGAGAACGGGGGAGAGAUGUCUGAGGCCUGGCCUCUUCCCUGGCUGAGGCGUGUGACCCUGCACAGCGAGGGAGGAGGGCGAGGCCGACGAGAGAGCCUUCUACUCGCGUAGAGGACCCCUGCGAGGAAGGAACCGAUUGUGACCCAGACACCCCUCCACCACUCUCUAUCUCUGCUCUUCUCUUUCUCCCCCAGGGUCUGAUCUCAGCUCCCCCACUCCCAUCACCCCCCCUCCCCCCAUUCACCUC